AUGGAUUCCGAAUCAGUUAUUCUUCAUAUUUAUUCAAUUUCGGAACGAGUUAAUCGUUUUUCUUUAAUGUUUGGUCUUGGUCUUUAUCAUACAGCUGUUGAAGUUUAUGGUAAAGAACAUUCAUUUAUUGCUCAUCCAUUUAAAUUUACUGGUAUUGUUUCAACUACGCCUAAAACUGCUGCAUAUAUCUAUCAAGAAGGACUUAAUAUAGGACAAACAAAAAUGAAUAAACAAACAGUUGGUCAUGUUUUGAGAAAAUUAGGGAAAAUAUUUACUGGUAGUUCUUAUCAUCUUUUAUAUAAUAAUUGCAAUCAUUUUGCCAAUGAAUUUAUUAAACGUCUUUGUAAAGGAAAAUUACCUGCAUAUAUUAAUCGAGCAGCUAAUUCUGUUUGUUGUUUACCAUUUCUUGAUACAAUAUUUAGUGCUAGAACAGAUUCUGAAAGAUUUUUUGUUGAAGUGCUCUAUUUAACAUGUAGUGGAGAUAUGACUUGUGUUAUGAAUAUACUUGACGUUGAUCAACAAACGAAUCUUUCACGUUAUAUAUCUUAUAUAGAAGCUUCUUUUGAAGAUCAUUCAGUACCUAAAUGUCUUCCUUAUUAUCCUGUUAUUAAAAGUUAUAAUCCAUUUACACCAUCGAACUCCAUUGUUGAACUCAUUAAGAAGAAUUUAUGUACAAAUUUUAUCUUUAUUCAAGCGAAAGCUAUUUAUGAUUUUGCUUUUGAUCUUUACGAAGAAUUAAAAUCAAGAAAUUUAAAUAAUAUUACUCUGUCUAAUUAUACUGCAAUAGUUAUAUCAGAACCAAUAAUUGAAAAUGAUAUGUCAUCAGACGCCGAUUAUUCAACUGAUAUUCAUCGUUAUUUAAAUCAGCUUCAACAUAUGUUAAUUGAAGCAAUUGGACAACCUAUACUAUCUGGAAAAUAG
Molecule: messenger RNA, 921 nt
Organism: Rotaria sp. Silwood1
Lineage: Eukaryota; Metazoa; Rotifera; Eurotatoria; Philodinida; Philodinidae
Source: the annotation of a GenBank genome assembly